This is a messenger RNA of Paramecium tetraurelia, 573 nucleotides long. RefSeq lists its product as uncharacterized. NCBI's taxonomy places the organism in Eukaryota, Ciliophora, Oligohymenophorea, Peniculida, Parameciidae. The record is from RefSeq and is a predicted model, not a curated record. The transcript is spliced from 2 exons.
AUGUCAAUUAAUCAACAAAAAUUUGAUACUAACUUUUACGCAAAAUUAAAUAAUUUAGAAUAAAGAUUCUAUUAGGAAGAGGCUGAUAAACAAGAUUUGGAGCAACUCAUCUUAAGUAUUGGAGAGCUUGUGAUGUUUUAUGAUUUAAAAAAGGACCCAAUUAAACAAUAUUUCUUAGAAAAAAUGUAAUUCAUCCUCUCUAGACCAUUUACACUAUUGAAUUUGAAAGAAUAAUACGUUUAAAAAUCGAAUAAAACCCCUAUAGUACAUAGACAUUAGCAUAAUUUUUCUUUGCCAGUAUUAAAAUUAGAAAAACAAGCACAAGUUCAGUCAGAUCUUAACAAUAGUUUUGAAAAGAUAAAAACAAUGCAGGAAGAUUAUGAAAUGCAGUAGAGAGAUUAGGCUGAAUUGAUUCAACACGAUAUUGAUAAUUAGAUGAGUGCUUUAAAAAAAAAAAUUAUUGUGAGGAAAUAAAAUAGAAACAAUCAAAACAAUGGAAAUCCUCAUUCAAACUUUAUGUCGAAAUCGAAACUUAGUGAUGCGAAAACGAGUGAUGAAGAAUAAACCAAAUGA